UUAUCAAAAUGGCUGAACUAUAAAGACGUGUAUUUCGAUAUUUUAUCAAAAUGGAGCUAAAAAGCGAGUAUUUUACGCAAGUAAACGAAUUUUCAAGUUAUUCAGAAGUGAGAAACGCAGUCAGUUGUGGUGAUAUAGCGUAUAACACAGACAGAGUGAAGAUAUACGAUUCAGGACCUUGCUAUUCUCAGGAAGUGUCUAUCAUUGGGUUGAAGUGUUAUAGACUUAUUCACAAGCCUUUUUCAGACGUGUGUAUGUGCAAUAUGAACAUGACUGUUUAAGUGUAACAUGCCUUAGCAUCCUCAUUAAACUGUAAAAUGAAUAUAAGUGUUAACAAAAUGAAUAACAGAACAACUUUCGGUUCGCGCAAUAGGCGCAAUCUACUGGAAUUGCCAAUAAAUUUUCCCAUAACUAACUAUUCUACGGACGCUCAAUCCAAAGCAAUGAAGGACGCAUUCGCGGAUACUUUAUUACUCAACAACAUAAACAAAUUGCAUCUAAUUUCGGACCCGUUAAGGAAAAACCUUGCCGAUUCUGUGAUAACAGCAUCUAGCAUGGACAAAACAAAGGAAAAAGAAUACGAAGCGGAGAAACCUCCGCAGUCUAGUGAGUCGCAAACACCAUUGAGUGGUAUUACGAAUUUUUUUACCGGUGUUUUCAACGUGAUGACUGCUAUGUUUCAAAAGAGAGCCAGCUCGCCAGUGCCACAAUAUUACGACUGUUUCGAUUUUGAAGACGAGGGCCAGAUGUCGCCGUCGCUCGCUUGGCACGCUGCCAAGUUGGAGGUUCAAAAUAAAAAUGAACAGGUUGAGCAGUUUGGUUGUAACAAUUCUACAACAAAUUCGAACACAAGCAUGACUACAAGUAGAAAUGUAGUUGGUAAUUGUGAGGAUAAGUUGAACCAGGUGCGUAUGCUGUUGACGGACAAGAAACCGCAGCAAGCACGCAAACGGAGGCCCAGGAGGGUCUUCGUUGAAUCUGGCUCAGUGUCAGACUCAUUUGAGGAUGCUUUCUGUCCUGAAGACAUUGUUAAUCUGCCCAACGAUACUUUAAUAGAGUGCUACGGAGCAUAUAAACAUCAAGAACAAGAUUUAUUUGAGACUGAUGCGCCUUAUGUCAAGACUGAAAUGUAUGUAAAUGAAUCAAUGGAUAUAGUAACUAAUUUACCAGAGGAUAAAGACCAGAAUGUUAAACCGGAUAACACAAUUAGCAUAGACAAAGAUCAAGUGAUAUCGUCUUGUGAGGACAAAAUUAACAAAAUAAAAGAGUUGCUAAAGUCAAAAUGUAAACGUAACAGUGAUAUUACAGAGUGUAAUGAUUCAAAAACAUCACCGAUCCCGAUAAAAGAAGUGUCGAACGAAAUUUCGUUUGGCAACGAGAUUCUCAACAACAGCAAGGACUCAGAAUCAUCAAUACCAGAGAACAGCUUUGAUGAAGUGACCGGCAAAUUCUAUUCUUCCUCUGCAGAUAGCGACGAUUCGUUCCAAAUCGUGUUCACUGACAAACGACAGAGAAUACCGUCGGAGUGUGAAUCGGAAGACUCGUUUAUCGUGUUCGAAGAAUCUCCAGACAGUUGUUACACAUCCAACGAUGUUUUCGGCAACGAGAACGACUCAGACACGGAUUCCGACUUAGAAGAAGACUCUGGGUACGGAAUAACAACUUGCAAGUUGAAUCAUUCGUUGUCGCGGACCUUUGGUGAUCUCACGGACGAUACUUUGUACAGUGCUGAUGUAGUGGAUUGUGCUGUGCGUAUCGGGGAAGCGGCUGAUGUGCCUGAUGAAGCGAGUGCGCCAGAACAUACAGGAUUGCUUCUCGAUGAACAGAGGAAGGUGGAGAAGCGGAAACUACCACCGAAAAAGGUGCAUUUCUCCCCACACCCUCCAAAGGUCCACGUGAUGCGAGUGUGGGCGUUCGCCGCGCGGCAAGCGCGAGCGGGCCACUGGGAGCGGCACGCGCUUGACCGUGAACGGUUUCGGCGACGAAUUGCAGACGUCGAAAUGGCGAUAUCCUGGGUGCUAAAGCCUCAACACCGUUCCAGAGUCGUGUUCCAAAGGUUCAUGCCUUGGUGGAACGCGCAGAGACGCAAAGAAAUAGCGGACAAGAAAGUUCUAGAAGAAAAAAGACUAAAGGAAGAAGAAGAGACAGAAAAUAGGCUUAAAGAAGAACAUGAGAAACAUGUAAAUGAUGUUCUAGAAGAAAAAAGGCUUAAGGAAGAAGGAAAUAUACAUACAGAUGGUGUUUUACAAGAAAAAGAUGACGGUAAAGAUGUAGGUGAAGAACAAGGACAGCAUGAUGGUGUUGAAAUAGAGAGUGUUGUUAGUGGAAGCGAGAUAGAUAUAUCUAAAUUGGAUUUGAAUGAUAAAGAAUUUAAUAUACAUAAUUUGGAAAGAGAGAAAGAUAUAGAAUCAAAAGUUAUAGUAAAAGGUCAGAUAAGAGGAGUUAAAAUAGAUGUGUCACUAAAUAAAAAAGUUUUGAAUAAAAAGCGAGUUAACAAUAAUAAUAUGAAACAAAAUAAAAAUAUGCAAAAAAAUAAAAAUAAAUCGGAAAAAGAGGAUAUUAGGAGUUGUUCGGAAAAUGUUAAAAUAAAUGGUUUUGUAAAUGGAGACGUUGCAAAUAGUAAAAAAUAUAUUAUUAAUGGUUUAGAUACAAAUAUUCAUUCAGAUAAUGUUAAAAUUAACGGUUUUAUAUCGGACUCGGAAAUAAAUCAAGAUUUAACUGUCAAAAAAUACAUCACAGAACAAGAUACUUGACGAAGGGAAAUACUUAUAUCUAGGAUAUCUGUAAAUUGUUAGUUUUAAAAAUUUACGUGAUUUUUACAAAGGCAUACUUUUCUAGCUGACCCGAUAGAUGUUGUCCUAUUAUGCUGACUGUGAAAUAAUAAUCUUCUAUAAUAUAAAAAUGAAUCCCAAAAUGUGUCGGUAAGCGCAUAAAUUGAGAACGGCUUAACCGAUUUCGUUAAUUCUUUUUUUUAAAUAUUCCUUGAAGUUCGAGGAUGGUUCUUAUGUAGAGAAAACGUGAAUAUGUACCACGGGCGAAGCCGGGGCGGACCGCUAGUUUGCAAUAAAAUAUAUUUACGACUAUAAACUGAAAUGU
Colias croceus (clouded yellow) is the source of this 3096-nucleotide messenger RNA. RefSeq lists its product as uncharacterized. Gene Ontology annotation, cellular component: protein phosphatase type 1 complex; endoplasmic reticulum. Gene Ontology annotation, biological process: response to endoplasmic reticulum stress. Gene Ontology annotation, molecular function: protein phosphatase regulator activity. Bases 318 to 2753 code for a protein of 811 amino acids. The transcript is spliced from 3 exons. The record is from RefSeq and is a predicted model, not a curated record. Lineage: Eukaryota; Metazoa; Arthropoda; Insecta; Lepidoptera; Pieridae.